Messenger RNA from Dendrobium catenatum, 790 nucleotides. Its product is annotated as 50S ribosomal protein L31, chloroplastic. The coding region runs from base 87 to 500 and encodes 137 amino acids. Lineage: Eukaryota; Viridiplantae; Streptophyta; Magnoliopsida; Asparagales; Orchidaceae. The record is from RefSeq and is a predicted model, not a curated record. Gene Ontology annotation, cellular component: ribosome. The transcript has 2 exons. Gene Ontology annotation, biological process: translation. Gene Ontology annotation, molecular function: structural constituent of ribosome.
AUGGACCGAAUGAUGACUCGGCCAUGGCUGAACGAUAUGCUUCCACAGGCAGUGAGCCUACCCGGAGAGGCACAGGAAGCUAACAAAUGGCUAUGACACUCUCAACCCCGUUCACCCCAAGCAUCAAAGCAACCACCACCAAAUCUCAGAAUCCCUUCAAGGCGGCGGCUCCGGGCGGCGGAUUUGGACGUUGGAGCUGUCGGAAGAAGGAAGGGAUACACCCUGAGUUCUACGAGGAUGCUAAGGUGUACUGCAAUGGCGAGCUGGUGAUGACGACGGGUGGUACUCAGAAGGAGUACAGCGUGGACGUGUGGUCGGGUAAUCACCCCUUCUACCUUGGCAGUCGCUCCGGCCUCGUCAUUGAUGACGACCAGGUGGAGAAGUUCCGGAAGAAGUACGGUCAGCUAUCUGACCUCAUGGAGAUUCCCGUCCUCAAGGGCGAAAUUAUUCUCCCACAGAAGAAGAAGGCCUCUUCCAGCAAGGGCAAAGGCAAAAAGUAGCAAUGAUAAUCCUCGUUAUUUUAUUUAGCUCUGCUUCCUUCAUUCCUUCUUUAAUCUGCAUUGCCUAUUGCAAUUUGUUAUGUGCGGCGGAGAAAACGGAUAGUGCCGUGUGUGUUUGAUUAAAUACCAAAUCGCUGUGGAUUAUCUAUAAUCGCGUUCUUUAGCAUGGUAAACUAGGUGAUGGCGAUAAAAAUGAAGAAGUUUUAAUGAUAAUCAUUGGACUAGUCUUUUGUUUAUAAUGUGAAUAUCCUACGCCGAAGGAAGCAAUGGUGUGCAGUUGGUUCAGUUCA